This is a messenger RNA of Ictidomys tridecemlineatus (thirteen-lined ground squirrel), 4203 nucleotides long. NCBI's taxonomy places the organism in Eukaryota, Metazoa, Chordata, Mammalia, Rodentia, Sciuridae. The record is from RefSeq and is a predicted model, not a curated record.
GGGGAAAAACUUGCGGAGCAAGACGGGGCACUAACAGAAUUGUAAGGCUAGACAUGUACGCUGAGAGGACUCUGCAGGGUCUGCGUGGGGACCGGGGCGAAGGUAGACGUCUACCGAGAGGAUCGGUAUGCAAAUGAGAUGCAAAAUAGCACGCAGAUUAGUGCAGUUUUCUGCUGCACUUGGUUGUGAUUCUGAGUCCUGCAGAGCUACGCUCACAGUCCCCUGGCCUCUCUCUGUGACACGGUGUGGGAACCGCGUCCAGAGGGGGCGGUUCUGGGGCGUGGGAGCUGUAGUUAUUAGGGGCAAUUCGCCAGCUGGGUCAGGAGCGGAGGAGGCUGAGGGCUGCUGGAAAAGGAGGGGCAGCGCUUCAGAGCCAGGGCUGGGGCUGGCCGGGGCACCCACUCCUUCGCUCCAUCUCUACAGGAUACAAAGGGGCCUCUGUCUUGGCUACAGCCGUCAAGGAAGAUAUCAAGACGGUGGCUUCUUAUGGCUCCCCGUUUUGUCUGCAAGGGAAACAGACUAUGCGCGGCCUGGUAGCUGUUCUCCAUCUCCCAAUCUGGGCAGAGCCCAGGAAUACAGCCAGAGCAAUUCUGAGAGUCUGUUCCCAGCCCGCAGGCAUUGCUGCAGAACUUGCUUCGUUUGCAGAGGCUCAACCUGCGGGGACAGCCAUUGCAGCACGCGGAGGGCCCUUUAAGGGGUGGGGCCAGUGCUCCACCGGGCCGCCUCCAAUUCGAUUCGGCGCUAGCUAGACUGGCUCGCAUCUCUGCCAACCGUUUUUUCUUUUUCUUCCCGUCUCUUCCCUGGUGACCCCGGAAGUGGAAGUAGGCUCAGGUCGGUGGCCGCGGCGGGGAUGGAAGGCGGAAGCAGAGGGUGAACGGGAGGCGGAGCCGGGGGAGCUGCACUCGUAGCUCCCCCUGGCCCCAGGCCCAGCUGCUCAAGGGGGAGGAGUUACCGCCGCUCUUCGAGUUACCCCCCGGACCACACCCUUUGCCGUCCUUUCCUCUCUUCCUGAUUGAAGAUUAUAGCUUCCUGGGGAAUGAAGAAAGACUACGGAGAUCGGUGGUGUGUGUGUGUGUGUGUGUGUGUGUGUGUGUAUGUAUGUAUGUGUAUGUUCAAGCAAGGAUGCAGUUAAUCUGGUUCUGGCUUAUUGUUAGGGCUAAUGAAUGCCCUAGGAAAACUUGGGAUAAUGAGGGGGAUGCCUACACUGAAUAUGUCCCUACUUUAAGAUUGCUUAACUCUUCUCUUGGUUCCCACCUUGACCAUCCCCAUCUUGAUACCUUUGUUCCAGGCAUCUGAACUUAUAAUGAUGGCUGUGACCUAAAACCCUCAGGAAGCCCUGGGGUCAUGGCCCAGAAGCCCCCUGGAGAAAGAGGGUUGUGUGGAGCCCACCAAAGUGGUGGUGCCUCCCUCAGGACUUUAGGAUCCUCCGCGGACCCUGAAAUACUUUCAUUCUCAGGACUCAGGGACUCAGCAGGGACUGCUCCUAAUGGUACCCGCUGCCUCACAGAGCACUCUGGUCCUAAGUACACACGGCCCCCAAACCCAUCCCACUGGUCGGAUCCAAGCCAUGGCCCCCCAAGGGGUCCAGGACCACCUAGGGAAGGAGAGGACCCUGAUCAGAGUGAGGCAUCUUCAGAAGAGUCGGGAGUGGACCAGGAACUCUCAAGAGAGGGUGGGAACCCUUCUUUUCUUUCCAUUCCAUCUGCUUGUAACUGCCAGGGAACCUCUGGAAUCCCUGAAGGGCCAUAUUCUGAGGGAGGAGAUGGUUCUUCUAGCAACUUUUGUCACCAUUGUACCUCUCCAGCCUUGGGGGAAGAUGAAGAGUUGGAAGAGGAAUAUGAUGAUGAGGAACCUCUUAAAUUCCCCACUGAUUUUUCACGUGUGUCCAGCGGAAAGAAACCCCCAUCUCGGAGACAGCGACAUCGCUUUCCAACCAAGGAGGAUACUCGGGAGGGUGGACGUAGAGAUCCCAGAUCUCCUGGUCGACAUCGGUUGGGCAGAAAACGAAGUCAGGCAGAUAAGCGCAGAGGUCUGGGAUUGUGGGGAGCAGAGGAACUAUGUCAGCUUGGACAGGCAGGCUUUUGGUGGCUGAUUGAACUGCUGGUAUUGGUGGGAGAAUAUGUGGAAACUUGUGGCCAUCUCAUCUAUGCAUGCAGGCAGCUAAAAGGCAGUGAUCUGGACCUUUUUCGAGUUUGGGUGGGAAUCUGGGCAGGGAGGAUGGGGGGCUGGGCCCAGAUGAUGUUCCAGUUUCUCUGCCAAGGAUUUUACUAUGGGGUAGGAUUGUUCACCCGUUUUUUUAGGUUACUGGGUGCUUUGCUGCUCCUGGCACUGGCCCUCUUUUUGGGCUGUCUACAGUUGGGCUGGCGGUUUCUGGUGGGACUGGGUGACCGUUUAGGAUGGAGGGAUAAGGCCACCUGGCUCUUCUCUUGGCUGGAUUCUCCAGCCUUGCAGCAUUGCUUGACUGUGCUGAGAGAUAGCAGGCCAUGGCAGCAGCUGGUAAGAAUAGUUCAGUGGGGUUGGCUGGAGUUGCCGUGGGUCAAGCAGAGGACUAAUAGGCAGGGGAAUACACCUAUAGCUAGUGGACGCUACUGCCAUCCUGAAGAGGAAGUGGCUCGACUCUUAAGCAUGGUUGGGGUUCCUGAGGAUGAAUUAAACCCUUUCCAUGUGCUUGGGGUUGAAACCACAGCAUCAGAUAUUGAACUGAAGAAGGCCUAUAGGCAGCUGGCAGUGAUGGUUCAUCCAGAUAAAAAUCAACAUCCCCGGGCUGAAGAGGCUUUCAAGGUUUUGCGGGCAGCUUGGGACAUUGUCAGCAACCCUGAAAGGCGGAAGGAAUAUGAGAUGAAACGAAUGGCAGAAAAUGAGUUGAGCCGGUCUGUGAACGAGUUUCUGUCCAAGCUACAAGAUGACCUGAAGGAAGCAAUGAAUACCAUGAUGUGUAGCCGAUGCCAAGGAAAGCAUAGGAGGUUUGAAAUGGACCGGGAACCUAAAAGUGCCAGAUACUGUGCUGAGUGUAAUAGGCUGCACCCUGCUGAGGAAGGAGACUUUUGGGCAGAAUCAAGCAUGUUGGGCCUCAAGAUUACCUACUUUGCACUGAUGGAUGGAAAGGUCUAUGACAUCACAGAGUGGGCUGGAUGCCAGCGCGUUGGAAUCUCCCCAGAUACCCACAGAGUUCCCUAUCACAUCUCAUUUGGUUCUCGGAUCCCAGGUACCAGUGGUCGCCAGAGAGCCACCCCAGAUGCCCCUCCUGCUGACCUUCAGGAUUUCUUGAGUCGGAUCUUUCAAGUACCCCCAGGCCAGAUGUCCAAUGGGAACUUCUUUGCAGCUCCUCAGCCUGGCCCUGGGGCCACUGCAGCCUCCAAACCCAACAGCACAGUACCCAAGGGAGAAGCCAAACCGAAGCGGCGGAAGAAAGUCAGGAGGCCCUUCCAACGUUGACGCCCCUUCUCUUUUUUCCUCAAAUCAUUGUCAGGGAGUCAAAAGGGCUGUGUACAGCACAGGAUGGAGUUUGAUUUGAUUAUUUUUAAAUAUUUUAAAAAGGGAAAAUGUUAAGCUUAAAUUGUUCACUCAGUACUUGUAGGAAGCCCCUGAACCACUCGCCUUCCUCCCCCAGCACCCAGGAACUGAAUCUUGUCUUCUGACAAUACCAAAGAAAUAGGGGGUGGCUAGAGCAAAGAACCUAAGGCCUGGACCUAGGCUGGACAAUGUAUCCCUUUGAGGUAUGGGAAUUGGGUAUUUCCCUGGGGCCUGUAUGCCUUUGUCUUAUCAUUUGCUUUUAUAGCAGAUGAUAUUACCCCACCCCUGCUUUUUAAACUGAGUCUAUCUUAUUUCUUGACCCAUUUCAGGGGGAGGCCCCCUCCUUUACUCUGAUAUACUAGUUAAAAGACAGAACAAGAAAGCAUGUAGCCCUAAUUUUGAAGAUGCAUAGAGUUCAAAGAGUGUAAACUGAACUUUUCCUCUGACUUUACCUUGUGGGAAAAUCAUCCCACUUCAGGCUUAUUGCUGCAAGGAUGGCCAAAAUUAAUAAUUUUUAAGAAGCAGACUCAUGCCCUGUGCCCUUGGGUGAGGGAAAAGGAUAAGGGGUUCCUAGAAGCCCUCUUGUGAUCCAAGGGUUUGUAUUUUUUUAAGUUUGUUCAUAUUUGUAUGUACAUAUCUAUUUAAAGCCAGGGGAUUAUCUUUCUAUAAAUAUAUAACUGGCAACCUGUA